Phyllostomus hastatus (greater spear-nosed bat) is the source of this 3488-nucleotide messenger RNA. RefSeq names its product carboxyl-terminal PDZ ligand of neuronal nitric oxide synthase protein-like. NCBI's taxonomy places the organism in Eukaryota, Metazoa, Chordata, Mammalia, Chiroptera, Phyllostomidae. Bases 116 to 1588 code for a protein of 490 amino acids. The record is from RefSeq and is a predicted model, not a curated record. Gene Ontology annotation, molecular function: nitric-oxide synthase binding. The transcript is spliced from 10 exons.
GCGCGGCCGCAGCACCGCCCGCCUCGGCGCCGCGCCGGCCCCCGCGCUCUCCGCGCGCCCGGCGCCCGCCCUCCGCCCCGGGUCCGGCCGCCCCUUCCCGCCGCCCGCGCUCGCCAUGCCCAGCAAGACCAAGUACAACCUUGUGGACGACGGGCACGACCUGCGGAUCCCCCUGCACAACGAGGACGCCUUCCAGCACGGCAUCUGCUUCGAGGCCAAGUACGUCGGGAGCCUAGACGUGCCGCGGCCCAACAGCAGAGUGGAGAUCGUGGCUGCCAUGCGCCGGAUCCGGUACGAGUUCAAAGCCAAGAACAUCAAGAAGAAGAAGGUGAGCAUCAUGGUCUCGGUGGACGGGGUGAAAGUGAUCCUGAAGAAGAAGAAAAAGCUCCUUCCGUUGCAGAAGAAGGAGUGGACGUGGGACGAGAGCAAGAUGCUGGUGAUGCAGGACCCCAUCUACAGGAUCUUCUACGUCUCCCACGACUCGCAGGACCUGAAGAUCUUCAGCUACAUCGCCCGGGACGGGGCCAGCAACGUCUUCCGGUGCAACGUCUUCAAGUCCAAGAAGAAGAGCCAGGCAAUGCGCAUCGUGCGGACGGUGGGCCAGGCCUUCGAGGUGUGCCACAAGCUGAGCCUGCAGCACACGCAGCAGAGCGCGGACGGCCAGGAGGACGGGCCGGGCGAGCGGAGCAGCCGCGGCUCGGGCGACCCAGGCUGCCAGCUCCCGGGGGCCGAGAGGGCCGCCACCGCCGCCACAGAGGAGACCGACAUCGACGCCGUGGAGGUGCCGCUGCCGGGGGCUGACGGCCUGGACUUCAGCCGAGGCGUGACGGACCUGGACGCCGUGGGGAAGGAAGGCGGCUCCCACGCAGACACCAAGGUGCCGCCCCUGGAGCCCGGGCCCGCAGCCUCGCCCAGGAUGCUGCUGCCCCCGGCCUCCGCACCGGACCCGGACCCCCGGACGCCGCUGUCCUCGCGCCACCAGCUGCAGCUCCUGCAGCAGCUCCUGCAGCACCAGCAGCAGCAGACCCAAGUGGCCGUGGCCCAGGUGCACCUGCUGAAGGACCAGCUGGCGGCGGAGGCGGCGGCGCGGCUGGAGGCGCAGGCCCGCGUGCACCAGCUCCUGCUGCAGAACAAGGACGCGCUGCAGCACGUGUCGCUGCUGGUCCGGCAGGUGCAGGAGCUGGAGCUGAAGCUGUCGGGACAGAACGCCAUGGGAUCCCAGGACAGCCUGCUGGAGAUCACCUUCCGCUCCGGGGCCCUGCCUGUGCUCUGCGACCCCACGACCCCCAAGCCCGAGGACCUGCCCUCGCCGCCCCUGGGCGGCGGCCUGGCCGACCUGGCCCCACCGGCCGGCAGCCCGUUAGGUAGGCACGACUGCUUGGUGAAGCUGGAGUGUUUCCGCUUCCCCGCGGGGCCGCGGGGCCGGCCGCUGCUGGGCGGCCUGGAGCUGCUGCGGUUCCGGGAGUCGGGCAUCGCCUCGGAGUGCGAGUCCACCACGGACGAGAGCGAGGAGGAGCCGCCGCGCCUGCUGCACGUGCGGCGGCGCCAGGAGCCGGGCGACACCCUGGACGACGAGGUCGCGGUGUAGGCGGGGCCGCGGGGCUGCGCGGUGGCUCGGGGGCAGCGGGCAGGCCCUGCCAGAGUCUGCGGCUGCAGAGGAGGACGAGGGUCUGCUCCCGAGGGGGCCGUGGAAGACACUGGGGGGCCACGGGACCCACUUCCCCUCCCCCCACGACCUCAGGAGGGGCGGCCAGGCCUUUUGGAGCCCGGGGCUUUGGCACAGGGCCCCAAGGCCAGCCCUCCGCAGCCCCUGCUGCGCAGUCUGGUCGGGAAGGGGACUGCGUGCCUCCUCAGGUGCCUUGUGUCUGGACACCCCGCCGUGGCCAGCUGCCUCGCAGGACAGGGCCCCCCCGGCCCCUGCAGCGGUGUGGGGGCCGGACGCUCUGGGUCCCAGUGGGAAGGACGGUCCUCCCGUGGCAGUGUGCCACGGGCCGUGCUCAGGUCCCUGCACCGGCGGGGGGGGGUGCCCCACGUCCACCGUGAGUGUGCUUCCCAGGGAGACGGGCCUGCGAGGGGAGGGCGGCCUCUUCGCUGCCGCUCGCAUCGCUCAGUUCCGACUCCUGUCCACCCACCUACGAGCCCUGCCGUCGGUGUAGGAGGCUUUCGCUGCACCUGACCUCUGACCUCUGGGAAAGGCCCGAGCCCCAGCCCCACCUCCCGGCAGCCCCUCUGCUGGGCAGCAGGGCUAGUUCUUGCUGCAAGAGACCGGCACAGGCUGGAAGCGGACGUUGUGGUGCCCGUGGUCCAGAGCCACGGCCACCUCAGCCGGGGGCCGCAGCCACGCCCCCCGACGUGUCUCUGGGCCGUGCCGGGAGCGCACAUGGGCGGUCCUCUCGCCUGGCCACCUGGCCCUCGCCACUCGGCACCGGGGGGCGGGGGGUGCUGGGCUGUGAGGACGAGCUCUUCUGUGUGGCCCGGCCCGAGGGUGGGUCGGCCAGGUGGUCUCACUGGACGCAGGUGACGCAUUGGACAGUGGGACCGAGAGCAGAGGUCGCAGCUGCGUGCGUGGUGCCUGGUGUCGGGUGGGGUGGCGUGUGCGUGCGUGCUGUGAGCGUGUGCGCGGGGUGCGGGGGGUGUGCGGGUUGUGAGUGGCAGGUGGGAGAGGACGGUGUGUGGGUGUGUGGGUCGCCGGUGGGGGCGUUUUCCUCACGGCGUCUGGCCAGAGAGCGUGGUUCUGCCGGCAGUCCUUGCUGAUUCAGCGAUGGCGGUGGGUGUGGACACGUGAGCGGGAGGAAGGGCUGGACCAUGAGGCCCCAGAAGCCGAGGGACUGCCGUCAGGCUUCGGGUGGGGCCGACGUGGCAGGCUCCUCGGGGGGCCCCCGGAGGCCGCCAGCGUUGGGAGUCCGGAGACCGGAAGGUCUGGGUCUGAGGCCCCACCUGAGGCCGGUGACAGUGACGUGGUGGGACCCUGGGCGAGAUGGGGGUGGGAAGACAGUGCUUCCAGGUGAGUGAAGGGGACCCAGGCGGCAGUGGAGGAGAGGUGACAGCUUUGGGGACGCUGAUCCCUGAGCCCCUGGCUUAACCCACCCACGCCUGGCCCUCCGAGUGCACAGGGCUUCCAGACGCCUGGCCAGCCCCAGCCUCGCCCCAGGGGGCCCAGGCCAGCACAUGCCGGGGCGGACCUGGGCUCGGGACAGACCGGGGGGCCUCUCGCUCUGCUAACCGAGUCCUGCCCCCCACCUCCCCGCUUGUCCCCCUGCUCUGCCCCGUGUGGAGGACACAUGGACACUGCGGCCGGCCCCCCAGGCCCACAGUGCGGACAGACGGACAGCACCUUUCUGCGGGGCUUCUGCACAGCCCUGGGCUGCCGGCUCCCUCCGCCGGGGCGUCCUGGGCGGGGGCUGCGUCCCUCGGCCUUGCCGGCCAGGCGCUCGCCCCCCGCAGCCCCAUGGGGGGCGCUGUGGGACGUGCGCUCUGGGAAAGCUUGU